AACGGAUGCGCUACAAGCGAGGAUACAAGUAUAAUCCCAGCAUUACGGCAAGGGGGCGGGCUGGUGUCGCGGGAGCUGGGCGCGAGUUCUCGUGAGAUCUCGGUGCAGGACGAGGAGGGAGAUCCAAGCCGGAGAGAGGGAGCCGGCUGCGGCGGCAGAGAGCUCACCAUGGAGAACCUGGAGGAUAAUACAACUGUGUUCUCCACCCUGAGAUCUUUCAACAACUUCAUUUCACAGCGUGUGGAGGGCGCAUCUGGUCCAUCCACACCAGGAUCAUUUCAAAGUACCUUGCAUAUGCAAUACCAGCAGAGGGUGCAGCUGGAGGAAGAAGCUGGGCAAAUCCGUUCCAAAUCUCAGCUCCUGCAAGUGGAACGGGAGAAGAUGCAGAUGGAGCUGAGCCACAAAAGAGCUCGCAUUGAGUUGGAGAAGGCAGCUAAUACUAACGCUAGGAGCUACGAGCGAGAGGCUGACCGUAACCAGGAGCUCCUCACACGCAUAAAGCACUAUCAGGAAAAGGAAGUGGAGGCUGAGGCUAAACUGAAGGAACAAAUGGAGAUGAAUAAAUCCUUUAAGAAGAGCAUGGAGACUGUGAGCAAGAAGCUGCAGGAGAAGGAGAGCAAACUGGCUGAAGCUAAUGAAAUGAUCAGCGUAUUGAAAGGGAAAAUAUCUGAGCUGCAGUGGAGUUUAAUGAAUCAGGAGAUGCAAAUGACAAGCCAGGAAUCUCAGAAGCAGGAGCUGAUGGAACAGCUGGAUGUGCAACACCAAAAAUGUCAGGAGGCCAACCAACAAAUCCAGUUGCUGCAAGCAAGCCAGUCUCUGUUGGCAGAACAUGAGCAGAAAAUUAAGGAUCUGGAACAGAAGCUCUCCCUGCAGGAACAAGAUGCUGCAAUUGUGAAGAACAUGAAAACAGAGCUGGCCCGAUUCCCAAAGAUGGAGCGGGAACUGCUCCAGCUCAGGGAGGAUAAUGCCUACUUCAGGGAAAUGAAGGAAAACAAUGGGUUACUCAGAGAGGAGGUGGAAGGUCUCCAGAGGAAACUGGAGCGCUAUGAGAAGCUUCAGGCCGAUCUAGUGAACCUCGAAUUGGAGAAUGAGAAACUUCUGGGAAAGUUGAAAAGCUGGGAAAAACUAGAUGAGAGCACUGGUUUAAAUAUCAGGACCCCUGAUGAUCUCUCAAGGCAGAUUGUUGCCCUGCAACAGAGGGAGCUUGUGCUGAAAGAGCAGAACUCUACCAUCACAAACAGUGCCCGGAUAUUAGAGAAGGCUCGGCAGCAGCUACAGGAAGAGGUAUUACGGAUCCAGAGCCAGCUACUGGAUGAGAAGAAAAAACGUGAGCAGCAUGAAGGUCUCGUCAGGCGCUUGCAGAAACGAGUGCUACUGCUUACCAAGGAGCGUGAUGGAAUGAGAGCAAUUCUGGAGUCAUACGACAGUGAGCUGACCCCAUCGGAGCACUCUCCUCAGCUGAGCCGGCGCAUGCAUGAGGCAGAAGAAAUGGUGCAGAAGGUGCAUGCGCACAACGCUGAGAUAGAGGCUCAGCUGUCCCAAGCUUUGGAAGAAGUGGGAACCCAGAAGCAAAGAGCAGAUAUGAUGGAGGUGGAGCUAAAGAGCCUGAAGUCUCAGGCAUGCACAGCAGCGCAGAGCACCUUCAUAACUACUGAGGAAGUGAACGCACUCAGGUUAAAAAUUGAAGAGUUGGAGGUUGAGCGAGGGCGGCUAGAAGAAGAGAACAAGACUCUGGAAAUGAAAUUGGAGAAGCUCACUCUCCAGGGUGACUAUGACCACAGUAAAACCAAAGUGCUUCACUUCAGCAUGAAUCCAGCAAGCCUGGCCAAGCAGCAGCGAAAGGAGGAACAGCACCAGCUCCAGGAAGAGUGUGAGAGGCUGAGAGAGCUGGUCAGGGUCUUGGAAGGAGGAGGCUCCAUCCCUGGGAAUCUGGAGAUGGUUGGAAGUUUGCAGUCACCCCAAGAAAUUGCAGAAUGCAACAGAAGGGUUCCUGUGACAAGCUGGAGAAGUAUCGCAAUGACGUUGAGGCUUUUUCUAAUUAGAGAGUCCCUCGGAUGACUCGCUUUCGGGUGGUUGGAAUGCUGGCUGGUUUGAGAGUGUCAGCAGCGCUGGCCACUACAGCGGAGUCCUGUCAGUUCAGAAUUUGUUUUGCCCUUCAGAAAUCAAGAGGUGCAGCCUAUUUGCUCUAACAAGGAGAGUCUGUGAUGAGAGAAAUUAUAACUGCAGCCAGCCGUGCUAGUGACUUCACCAUCUGUUGUGAAGGCUGUGGCUUGAAUGCCAGAACUGUCGGUAGCAAGCAUAAUGAUGACAAUAUUUUGCGCUUCUGUAGCACUUUCCAUCCGAGGGUCUCAAAGUACUUUCCAGACGUUAAUUAAAACUUCACAACAUCCUUGGGGAGGUAGGUAAGGUUCUCCACAUUACCCUUUUCUUGCUUGCAGAGUGGAAGAGAAUGUGUCACUAAUGUUUGGAAAACAAGUCCUUCCGGCCUUCCGUUACCCAGCUGCUUCAGGGAACAAUAAAGCCUUGUACACUUGGGUUAGUGCAGGUGAAUUUAAGUCAGUGAUGCAGUUAUGAAGAAAAGCUUGACGGGUUAACCACAGGUUGGAAUCUGGUACUGAGAAUGAUCUUGACAUUCCUGCUGUUUGUGCUGGCUCAAACUGGAAGCAUCAUUGACCCCUGAGCCCAAAGAUAGGUUCAGGUCUGACUUUGGAAGGGACUCUUACUCCUGACCUCUGCCUCCUUGAGAGUACUGUGGAAAUGGUACUUCAGGCUUGUGAGCAGAGGGAACUUUGUACCUCAUUGUUCCACAACAGUGGCAGUUUGUUUUGCAUGGUUGUUACUGCCUGAGGAGAGAGUUUCCUUUUCCAAUAAUGGAGGGCAAUAGAGUAGUUAGGGGGCAUAGAACAGCCCGACCUGAGCCAGCCUACCUAUCUGACCCAGUUUCUGGGGAACUGAGUAUCCCUUUUACAUACAUUGCAGUUGGUUGGACUUUGCGGGGCUACUCCUUCCAUUCAGAAUUCAAAGUAUAUAGUGCGACGUUGCACCCCAUAAUGCAUUAUGGGAAUAUGCUUAUGAAUGUAUAUAUGACAUAACUGGAAUAUGUUUUAUGCUACAUAUGCCAUGUAACAUAUCUAUGUAAAGGUUAUGAUCUACUGAAUAUAUUCAUCCUAUUUGUAUGCAUGUGUCGUUGUAUUUGAAGUUAUGAAUAUUGGCUGUAUACUUGUUUGAUUUUAAAUAACCUUAGUAAGGCAUUUGGUCAGCUUCUUUAGAAAGGAAUUUGCAAGUUAAAUGCCCAGUCAAGAAGCACUUACCAGACAAUGGAUCUUGGAAGGCUCCAAUCCACAUAAGAAGUCUACAUGAGAAUGUUCAAGGCAGCAUGUGAACCAUGGCUGCUACCUGUAAAUUCUGAGUCAUGCAUGGACAUGUGACUUGCCCAUGUGACUCCAAAACUCCAUCUUGUAACUGGAAUUCUACAUGGGGGAGGGAGGGGUAUCCACUCACAAGAGAAAGUCUAUUUAAAUGGAGACCCCUCCAUUUUGUCUUCAGCUGGCUCAAGAGAUAGCCUCUCCACGCUGAAGCAUACCUGAAAGAAACUGGAACAAAGGACAGUAACUACAGGGGGUGUGAGUGACUGCUGGACCCAGACUAGAAGGAGACUAGUCUGUAAAAGGAAGCUUACUAGAACUCCUUUGAGGGUGAGGUUUUAUCUGUAUUCAGUUUUCUUACUGUAUUAGGCAUAGACUUGUGGGCUUUAUUUUGUUUUGCUUGGUAAUUCACUUUGUUCUGUCUGUUACUACUUGGAACCACUUAAAUCCUACUUUCUGUAUUUAAUAAAAUCACUUUUUACUUAU
Molecule: messenger RNA, 3851 nt
Organism: Chelonia mydas (Green sea turtle)
Lineage: Eukaryota; Metazoa; Chordata; Testudines; Cheloniidae
Gene: MAD1L1
Product: mitotic arrest deficient 1 like 1
Exons: 17
Coding region: 169-2058 (629 amino acids)
Biological process (GO): attachment of mitotic spindle microtubules to kinetochore; mitotic spindle assembly checkpoint signaling
Cellular component (GO): mitotic spindle; nuclear envelope; kinetochore
Source: RefSeq, a predicted model, not a curated record